Molecule: messenger RNA, 1857 nt
Organism: Arachis duranensis
Lineage: Eukaryota; Viridiplantae; Streptophyta; Magnoliopsida; Fabales; Fabaceae
Product: GTP-binding protein ERG
Exons: 8
Coding region: 117-1382 (421 amino acids)
Biological process (GO): ribosomal small subunit assembly
Molecular function (GO): ribosomal small subunit binding; rRNA binding; GTP binding
Source: RefSeq, a predicted model, not a curated record
GUUGAAGGUGCGUUUCGUUUGCAAGAGCUUAACCCCUGAAUUAAACCCCAGUUGAUACAACACAAGACGCAGCCAAAUACAGAGUCAGUUCCCUCCAAUUUCCAUUCACCGAAACAAUGAAAGCCUUCACUUCAACACUCAGAUCCAUGAGAAGAACCCUACACUCACCACAACCGCCAUCAAUAACCGUCUUCCAUCGCUUCUUCUCCGCGCAACCGCACGCCGAAACCGAAACUGAAACCGAUUCCAACUCGGUCUUCGACAGUUCCCACUUCGACCUCCCACAGGAGAAGACAGAGCGUGAGAGUGGGCCCACGUGGGACCAUAAGUACAGGACACGUGCGGACCAGUUGGUGUUCGGCGGAGAGGGCCCCAACGGGAAGCUUAAGCUCAAGGAAGAGGAGGACGAGAGGCGGCGCAGGGUUCUCGCGAAGGUUCUGCUCGAGGCGGCUGUCGAUGGAAGAAGAGACGAUGAGGAAGAAGAUUCCAAGGGUUUGGGAGUGGUGAAGGAAGAGGACCAGAAAUCGUUAUCGGUUGGAAUCAUUGGUGCCCCCAAUGCCGGCAAGUCUGCACUCACUAAUUAUAUGGUUGGGACAAAGGUUGCAGCUGUGUCACGGAAGACAAACACAACAACUCAUGAAGUUGUCGGAGUGUUGACAAAAGGGGAUACCCAAAUUUGCUUUUUUGAUACACCAGGGCUUAUGUUAAAUUGCAGUGGAUAUCCUUAUAGGGAUGUCAAGGUUCGGGUGGAAAGUGCAUGGAGUUCAGUCAAUCUCUAUGAAGUACUCAUAGUUAUUUUUGAUGUUCACAGACAUAUUACCAGGCCUGAUACAAGAGUAGUAAAAUUAAUUAAGCGUAUGGGAGCUCGAAUGGUUCCAAAUCAAAGGCGUGUUUUGUGUAUGAACAAGAUUGAUUUAGUAGAGAAAAAGAAAGACUUGUUGAAGGUUGUGGAAGAAUUUAAAGAUCUUCCUGGAUAUGAGAGGCAUUUUAUGAUAUCCGGACUGAAGGGGGCUGGAGUAAAAGAUUUAACUCAAUACCUGAUGGAGCAGGCGGUUGAACGACCCUGGGAUGAAGAUCCUUUCACCAUGAGUGAGGAAGUUAUGAAGAUGAUAGCUUUAGAAGUUGUGCGGGAAAGAUUAUUGGACCAUGUACAUCAGGAAAUUCCCUACGAUAUUGAACAUCAUUUGAUUGACUGGAAAGAGUUACGAGAUGGUUCUCUCAGGAUUGAGCAACACUUCAUUACUAACAAACUAAGCCAACGCAAGAUUCUCGUGGGGAAGAAUGGCUCAAAGAUUGGGAGAAUAGGAAUUGAGGCCAAUGAAGAGCUAAGGUCCAUUUUCAAAAAGCAGGUGCAUCUAAUUCUCCAGGUUAAGCUUAAAUAAUGAACCAGACAUAAAUAGAUUUGAUGUUGAAACUGUGCCUUAGCUGCCACAUCAUUCUAUGCCGCUUGUAAAAUGCGGAAGGAGUUGCCUCACCCUGACUUUCAAAGUACAGAGCUUACAAAACCAUGCCUGAUGUAUCGGUGAUCAUGGACAAAAACCAUUGCCAUGAAGAAACAGGAUGAGAAAUUGAGAAGCAAAAUGGUGAUCAUGCACAAACUGUGUAUGUCAUUAUAUAUGGCUGCCAAUUCAUUAUUACGUUUGUAGUGCUCAUGAGUCAGGAAUUUAAAAAGAAAUUUCCAUCUUUCAUCGUUUAUUGUAUACAUGUUUCAUCUCAAAAAUACAACUAGGGUAUUUGGUCUAGUUGUACUGUGGCCUUUGGGUACCCUCCAAUGCCCCUUUUAUUUACCCUAUCCACUUUGUGAGACAGCACUGUUUUAUUGUAUAAUAAUGAUUUGUACAGAAAUUUUGAUGAUAA